Aphanomyces astaci is the source of this 1708-nucleotide messenger RNA. RefSeq lists its product as hypothetical. Lineage: Eukaryota; Oomycota; Saprolegniomycetes; Saprolegniales; Verrucalvaceae. The transcript has a single exon. The coding region runs from base 76 to 1599 and encodes 507 amino acids. The record is from RefSeq and is a predicted model, not a curated record.
GUUACAACGCCGAAGUUUACUGUAUUCCCUUCGACGUACGCGGCGGCGGGACACCGAGCUGCCCCCGAGACGACAAUGAAUCGGGAAGCUCCAAGCAGUGGCUACGAGAACAACUUCAAUGACAAUGGCUACAAUGGCAGUGUAGAUGGAAGGUUAUAUGGGUACCCUAAUGGGGCCACAACGCAGUUCAAUCACAUGUACGUGUAUGGCCAAGACGUGAUCCCGACGCCAUCGACCAUGGCGGUGCCACGAGCAUACUACGUCGACCAGAACGAAAUGUACAUCCACGAAGGCCAACAAGGUGACUACACGACGAACAGCGGCAGCAGCCCCAACGAGCAGUUUCAACAAGAAAGCUAUGCCUACCAGCCCGAACGCUACCCCAGUCACUUGAGGCACACUGGCACUCGUGCGAGUCGCACGUCGUUCACGUACCCUGCCUUGACGGAGGCGGCUAUUGAAGCGCUGGCGGCAUCAUCUCAGUACGUGGCGAGCAGUAGCACCCGACACGACGGCCAGUAUCGGACCAACAACAACAGAUCGAACACUCGACCUCGGCAACAGCGCCGAAAGGUGCUACGCUUCCGCGACCAAAUGAUCGAAGAGUUUACGACCGAGACGUACUUCCAGACGCCGUCGCGGCCGGCCAUGUAUCCGUCCGGCGCAAGUUUCCGGUUGUAUCACCCCGAGGAACUGCCGUGUCCGGUGCUGGACCAGCUGCCGCGGUCGGACGCGGUGACCAAGCACUUGCGGAACUGCAUGUUGAUCUCGGGGGAGUUGGGCGUGACGACUCGAUGGACGCUUAUGCCGUCGACCAAGUUCACCGUGUGCGAAUUGUACCCCAACGAAAUGCUCAUUUGCCGCGAAAAGACAAAGAACAAAGUCCACGAACCCGUGGCGUUGACAGGCAUUAUGGUCGAAAUCUUGUCGCCAGUGUCCAUGAGUUUGCGAGUGGCGCACACGCAGAAGGAAAUGGUUCGACUGUCGGUGCGCGAAGGCCAGGAGAUGUUGCUGCAAGAGUGGUAUUGGAUGCUGCAUGUGGCCAUGGCGAUGAAAGUCGACGUAGCCGACGCGAGCGGCGGCGGCAUCGGGGCUAGCGCGGCCAAGAAGAAGGAAAGCAAGACGCGCAGUGUGUGGGUCGUAAGGUCCAUCGACGAAGACAACGAGCCGUCGUACUCGAACAAGGCGGCGCGGUACAUCUCGACGGCGCUCGCCGGUGCCGAAGUCCAAGUGCUGCACAACGGCGACGUGGGCAGCCGCCUCUUGGCCGAACGGAUCAACGAGUACGUACACGGAAGGACGCUGCGUGAGAGUGUCUUCCUCGGCCGCCAUGUCCUCGGCGAAGACCAGAUUGCCAGCCGAGCCAUGCGACGCAAACUUGCGUACGAUUUGUUUGUCCAGCGCGGCCGCAUCAAGCGUCUGGUGCUGGUCGUGGAGGAGGAGCUGCUGGCAGCCAUGGUCGCGCGCGCACAGCCCCCGACCGACCAAGACGAAUUAGGCAACGGCUUUACCACGUCUAUGCUCGACAUGUGCAACGGCGUCGAGUUCGCAGUCGACAUGAAGACGGGCGACACUAAGAUUGUGGCGGCGUUUGGGUAGAACAUAUGCAGGAAAGCAAGUCGUUGGGCUACCUGUAGAGGGGACAACACUGAUAGCAAGACACUCGUUGUAACUACAGGUCGUUGCUUGUUGGUGCGGCUACAUAUCA